Molecule: messenger RNA, 1283 nt
Organism: Cajanus cajan (pigeon pea)
Lineage: Eukaryota; Viridiplantae; Streptophyta; Magnoliopsida; Fabales; Fabaceae
Product: BAG family molecular chaperone regulator 4
Biological process (GO): protein stabilization
Cellular component (GO): cytoplasm
Molecular function (GO): protein-folding chaperone binding; adenyl-nucleotide exchange factor activity
Source: RefSeq, a predicted model, not a curated record
GAUUCAACAAGAAGAAAUAAGGAUCAUGACUCUAAUUAGGACUAAAUAUGUUGAAAUGAUUCUUGCAUGUGUUACUAGGCUGUGUACGGUAUACUUUUGUACCAAUUCUACUUUUUUUUUUCUUCUUUCUGUUUUGUGUUUUAACCGAGCAACCGGUGUUUUUGCAAAAGACAGUUGAGGUGUCCCUGUUCUGAACCACUUUUGUUUGCUUACUCCAUCGUCUUCUUUUGUUAUUCUCAUACUUCUCUCAGUUAGCUCCACCUUCCUCUUUCUUUAUCACCCUAUUGCUAUAUUUUACCAAUUUUUACUGUUGAUAAUGAAAAGAUUAGCUUCAAAAGGUGAAGCCAGUGAUGGGGUUAAGCGAAGUAUAGAUUGGGAGCUCAGACCUGGUGGCAUGCUUGUACAGAAGAGACAACCCCUUGAGUCUUCUUCUAGUCCCAUGAUCAAAAUCAAGGUUUCUCAUGGUUCCUAUCACCAUGAUGUCACUGUUCCUGCACAAUCCACUUUUGGGCAUCUAAAAAGGGUGCUUACAUCCGAGACUGGUCUUGAGCCUAAGGAGCAAAGGUUACUAUUUAGAUGGAAAGAGAAGGAGGACGAGGAAUGCUUGCAUAUGGUGGGAGUGAAGGACAUGUCUAAGGUUAUAUUGUUAGAGGAUCCAGCCAGCAAAGAGAGGAAGCUUGAGGAGAUGCAGAAGAGAGAAGAUAUCUUAAAGGCAUGUGUAGCCAUCUCCAGUGUCAGAACAGAAGUAGACAAGCUAUAUCAAAAGGUGGUUGCUUUGGAGACAAGUGUGUGUGGUGGUACAAAGGUUGAAGACAAAGAAUUUGCUAUCUUAACGGAGUUGCUAAUGGUUCAGUUGCUUAAACUAGACUCCAUUUCUGCUGAGGGAGAAGCCAAAGUACAGAGAAGAGUUGAGGUUCGUCGUGUACAGAGUUAUGUGGACACAAUUGACAACCUGAAGGCAAGAAACUGUGCUGCAUUUAGCAAUUCCUCUAACAAUGCAGUACCUGUGAUUUGGGAGGCCUUUGAAUCAGGAGUUGGAAGCUUAAAGUCACCAACUUCAUUUCCAACUUCAACAGUGAUUACUCAAAAUUGGGAGCACUUUGAAUAAAUGGAAUUUCAGUAAACCUGAAUUUGUUUAUUUUUAGAAGAGGCUUGUGUGUCACUUUUGUAAUGCCAGGUUGUUUCCAGUAGGGAAGGGUUAUGCUUGUACAAAUUAUUACCUGUACGUACAUGUUACUUCUCUAUGUAUGUCAAAAUAAACACUUGAUUUUGCCUUAUGUGUU